Molecule: messenger RNA, 906 nt
Organism: Lacerta agilis (Sand lizard)
Lineage: Eukaryota; Metazoa; Chordata; Lepidosauria; Squamata; Lacertidae
Gene: PSPH
Product: phosphoserine phosphatase
Exons: 5
Coding region: 67-828 (253 amino acids)
Biological process (GO): dephosphorylation; L-serine biosynthetic process
Cellular component (GO): cytoplasm
Molecular function (GO): magnesium ion binding; L-phosphoserine phosphatase activity
Source: RefSeq, a predicted model, not a curated record
GAAGCCACACGGCUCGCUGCUCCCUCUCUACACCAAGCUACCAGCCCCACAGGACCCUCUUCCAAGAUGGCUCAACACAGGGUUCAGUGUGCUGAUAUCCAGAACGACCUCAUCUUCCUCUCCCACAACAGGAAGCCCCUCAAAAGGAUGUCCUCUCUUAUGGAGCUGAAGGAAGUAUUCCAAAACGCUGAUGCCGUCUGCUUUGAUGUGGACAGCACAGUCAUCAAAGAGGAAGGCAUCGACGAGCUGGCAAAAUUCUGUGGCGUUGGAGACGCAGUGGCUGAAAUGACUCGAAGAGCGAUGGGUGGCACUGUAACGUUCAAGGCUGCUUUGACUGCCCGGCUAGGCCUCAUCCGCCCCUCCUAUGAACAAGUGCAGAAAUUGAUAUCAGAGCAUCCGCCCCAGUUAACACCAGGAAUAAGGGAACUGGUCAACCGGCUCCACCAGCGAGGUGUCCAGGUCUUCUUAAUCUCCGGGGGGUUUCAGAGCAUCGUGGAACACGUGGCUUUGCAGCUCAACAUCCCAACAGCAAACGUCUUUGCCAACAGGUUGAAGUUCUACUUCAAUGGAGAAUACGCCGGUUUUGACGAGACGCAGCCAACUGCUGAGUCGGGUGGCAAAGGACAAGUCAUUAGUUACCUGAAGGAGCAGUUUCAGUUUAAAAAGGUGGUGAUGAUUGGAGACGGAGCAACAGAUAUGGAAGCCUGCCCGCCUGCAGACUGUUUCAUUGGCUUUGGAGGCAAUGUCGUGCGGAAACAAGUCAAGGAGAAAGCCAAGUGGUACAUCACCCAUUUUGACGAACUGCUGAAAGAACUAGAGGAACGAUAAAUUAUGAACUAGGCUUAUUUUAUUAACAUGUAUCGUAGCUAGAUGUAUAACUAUGCAAUUAAACAUAUUCUUAUUGUU